CGCAGAGAUGGGAAGUGCAGCGUGGAUAUUUGUGCUGGCUGCCGUGUUGGUGCUGGGGGUUGCAGGGGAGGAGCCGGAGGACUUGACCUCCCAGGAGCCGCCGACAGAGGACGCCGAGGCCCGCGUCAAGCGCCAGGGCGGAGGCAUCGGCAACAACUUCAUCCUCCCGACGGUCAACAACUUCCGCAAUCGGGGCAACUUCGGCAGCUCGAACGCCAACCAGUUCCUCAACCGCCCCGUGCAAGUGGGGGGAGGUCGCGCCUCCUUCUCUCGAAACUCGGGCGGCUUUUCGGUCCUCAAUAACGACCCCUUAGGGCUGUUUAACAGGCAGUCGAGCUUCCAGCCUUCGUCGGCGGCGUCCGUCCAGAGGUUCCAGGGGGGGCAGGUCUCGUCCACGACCUUCCCGCCCUCGUUCCAGAGAAACAUUUUCAACCAGAGGAACUCGAGCCCCCAGCGCUUCACGCCCUCGACACCCCAGGCCUUCGGCGGCCGCCAAGUUUUCAAUCAAGGCCAGAGGGGAUUCCAGCCGACGCCGUUCCAGUUCGCGCAGAGCCUAGCGCAGAGGCAGCAGGCCCAGGCAUCUUUCCGCCAGCCGCAGCAGUCGUUCCCGCAGACUUUCGGUUCGCGGUCCACGGCGGCCUUCCAAGGCGGGCGGCCGACGGGCGCUCAGAGACCGGUGGGUGCGCUUUUGCCUCAGACCAGAACCCAAAGACCCUCCACGGCCGGGGCUGCUAGAAGACCAGUAGGCGCGCUUUUCCAACAGACGAGACAGCAAAGACCGCCUACGGCAGGCGGAAGACCACUGGGGGUGCUUUCCCAACAGACAGGACAGCGGACAGCGUCAACAGGUGGUGCCCGUAGGCCAACAGGUGUGCCUCUGCCACAGACGCGGCCACAGACACCCACGACGAGAAACAGUGUUCAGAGAGUCUCGGGCGUGCGGUUUCAGCAGACGGGAACGCAAAGACCUACUGGUGCUCAGGGCUUCCUGGGGCGCCCCAACAGCGGCCUCAGGCUCUUCGUCGACUCCCCCGAGGACUCGCGCGAGUUCCUGUUCCGAAACGCCGGCGGCCGAACCACCUUCCCCAGCCGAGGCUUCCAGCAGGGCGUGACCAACUUCGGCAACCAGGGCUUCAGGCCGAGGCCGAACCUCCGGCUGGAUCUGGAUCUCACGCAGGAGGACCUGACGACGGAGUUCAACUCGCGCGAGCGGUUCUUCCCGACGGCUCUGGGCGGAAGGCCCUUGUCCGUGGGCGGAAGGACGCAGGUCAACCGGCCGAACCCCUUCAACCAGGGCUUCAGGGGCAGGCCCAACUUCCAGGUCGAGUUCGACGUGACGGAGGAGGACCUGACGAGGGAGUUCAACUCGAGGGAGGUGUUCCUGCGAAACUUCCGCGGCGUCGGGAGGUCCUUCUCGAGCGCGACGGCCCGCCCGCAGGUCGCGCGUCCGAACCCCGCCGUGCAGGCCUUCAGGCCGACCCAACGCGUGGAGAUCGACGUGACCCGCGAGGAUAACUCGCGCGAGCUGUUCCUCCAGAGCGUCAGGAACACCGGCACCCUCGGCCGUCCGGCCAUCAUCCCCAACCGCACCCUCAGGCCGCAGGGCGCCGUGCGGCUCGAAGUGGACGUGACCCGCGAGGAUCUGACGCAGGAGUUCAACUCGAGGGAGGUCCUCCUCCAGAACUCGGGCUUCGGGAGGGCCCUGCCCAACGCGAGGCCUCAGGGCUUCCGCACGAGCCCGCCGGCACCGAGCUUCCCGCCCAGCCCGCCGAGGCCGGCCUUCCAGCCCCGGCCCGGCCUGCGGGUGGAGGUGGAUGUGACCCGCGAGGAUUUCGACGACUCGCGCGAGCGCUUCCUGCAGAGCCUGGCCAACCGCCCCAACUUCGCCAGCGCCACCGCCCGCCCGCAGGCCUUCCGCCCGUCGCCCGCGGUCCAGAGCUUCCGGCCGCGCCCUGGCGUCCGCGUCGACUUCGACGUGACGAACGAGGACAUCGACGACUCGAGGGAGCUGCUGCUGCGCCCGACGGGAGGCCGCGGGAGGUUCCAGGCGGGCGCCUCCAGGACGAGCAGCUUCCGCCCUCGGCCGGUGCUGCAGCUGGACGUCACGACGGAGGACCUCGACGACGACACCUUCGAGCUGUUCGAUGACUAGGGCGGCCGCAAGGGCGCCCGCACGCGGGGGCGCCGCGCCCUGUCGCUGCAGCGCCGCGUUGUUGUGGUGUAUAUUUAUCAAGUCAGUUUAUAUAUAUUAUCUAUUGAGCUUUAGGAGUAAGAUUAAUG
Molecule: messenger RNA, 2280 nt
Organism: Penaeus indicus
Lineage: Eukaryota; Metazoa; Arthropoda; Malacostraca; Decapoda; Penaeidae
Exons: 4
Coding region: 8-2152 (714 amino acids)
Source: RefSeq, a predicted model, not a curated record